Messenger RNA from Arabis nemorensis, 426 nucleotides. The record is from the annotation of a GenBank genome assembly. Lineage: Eukaryota; Viridiplantae; Streptophyta; Magnoliopsida; Brassicales; Brassicaceae.
AUGGACUUCAAGGCUAAGGAUUUCAAGCUAGAUACUGCAACACCUACCCUCAGUGGCAACACUAAGGCUUCAAUCCUCAAGGAUAUCAACCUAGAGCGUAGUUUGCAGCCUAUGCAUACUCUGGAUUCCGGCCACAACAAGGUACAAACCAGCAAUACUCUGCUCGUGCACCUUAAGUCCCACCAGUUAAAGUUGAUGGACCGCUUUGCUCAGGUUGCUUCCUCUUCUCAAAGGGCUCCAAGCACUCUACCUGGAAAAUAUGAAGCCAAUCCUAAGGAGACAUGCAAUGUCACCUUGUCUGAGGACGAGCGCAAAGAAGAGAGUAAUGAAGCACACAUGCAAGAGGAAACUGAAGAUGAUAUGGACACUGAUGAGAUUCUCCCUGCUACUACGGAUGAGAAGUUCAGUCUAAAAACUCUGCUUUGA